Molecule: messenger RNA, 726 nt
Organism: Penicillium arizonense
Lineage: Eukaryota; Fungi; Ascomycota; Eurotiomycetes; Eurotiales; Aspergillaceae
Product: YoaK family protein
Exons: 2
Source: RefSeq, a predicted model, not a curated record
AUGCACCAACAAUCUUCCUCCCUGCCAGAAAACAUACAACCACCGACUUCAGCAGCCACCCCCAACCAUGGAAGUCUGAGCAUAUCCCAGGACACCCACCCUGUUCUUUCUUCCAAUCUUGAUCCUCCCAAUGAAGAGUCAAAGUAUACGCCUGGGCUUUGGUCAUCCGGAGGCAGCACAACGGUCUCCCUCUCUAGCAAUCAAAUUGCAGAAAGCACAACAGUUGGCUCGGUUCUCAGCCGCCACUUUCGAGCCAAUAUAGACACUAAGCAUACUGAUAUAGUCCUCAUAAUAUGUGGAUUCGUUGGUGGCCUGGUUGAUGGGUUGUCAUUCAAUGCAUGGGGAAGCUUUUCGAGUAUGCAAACAGGGAACACUGUUUUCCUAGCUUUAGGGCCUUCCGGCCAGCCUGCUUAUCCGGCAUACCUCUGGGCCAAGUCUCUCAUCGCUCUCAGCGUUUUUAUUGCGAGCAAUGUUUUCUUCAUUCGCCUCCAUCGGAUACUAAGCCCACGGCGCCGCUCAACAAUGAUUGUCUCGUUCACCAUUCAGACUUUGGCUCUCCUGGUGACAGCAAUCUUAAUUCAGCUUGGUAUUAUUUCCCCAAAGCCGGAAGACCCUCGUGCCCCCAUUGAAUGGAUGCAAGUUCUCCCGAUUUCCCUUUUAUCUUUCCAAGCUGGAGGACAGAUAUGCGCCUCCCGCAUUCUUGCACUAGAUGAGAUCCCAACAGUG